Antrostomus carolinensis (chuck-will's-widow) is the source of this 615-nucleotide messenger RNA. Its product is annotated as tropomyosin alpha-1 chain. The record is from RefSeq and is a predicted model, not a curated record. The transcript has 7 exons. NCBI's taxonomy places the organism in Eukaryota, Metazoa, Chordata, Aves, Caprimulgiformes, Caprimulgidae. The annotation marks the transcript as partial.
GCUGAAGGGGAGGUGGCAGCUCUGAACAGACGUAUCCAGCUAGUGGAAGAGGAGUUGGAUCGUGCCCAAGAACGGUUGGCCACAGCCUUGCAGAAACUGGAAGAGGCUGAGAAAGCAGCGGAUGAGAGUGAGAGAGGAAUGAAGGUUAUUGAGAACAGAGCAAUGAAAGAUGAAGAGAAAAUGGAGAUCCAGGAAAUGCAACUGAAGGAGGCGAAGCACAUUGCUGAGGAAGCCGACCGCAAAUACGAAGAGGUUGCCCGUAAACUGGUUAUUUUGGAGGGUGAACUGGAAAGAGCUGAAGAGCGCGCAGAGGUGUCUGAAGUUAAAUGUAGCGACCUCGAGGAGGAGUUAAAGAACGUCACUAACAACCUGAAAUCUCUGGAAGCUCAAUCUGAAAAGUACUCAGAAAAAGAAGAUAAAUAUGAAGAAGAAAUCAAAAUUCUCUCUGACAAGCUCAAAGAAGCUGAAACUCGUGCUGAAUUUGCAGAGAGAACAGUUGCCAAACUGGAAAAAUCUAUUGAUGACCUGGAAGACGAGCUCUACGCUCAGAAGCUGAAGUACAAAGCGAUCAGUGAGGAGCUUGACCAUGCUCUCAAUGACAUGACGUCUCUGUGA